Messenger RNA from Heterostelium album PN500, 1431 nucleotides. RefSeq names its product ankyrin repeat-containing protein. The record is from RefSeq and is a predicted model, not a curated record. The coding region runs from base 1 to 1431 and encodes 476 amino acids. Lineage: Eukaryota; Evosea; Eumycetozoa; Acytosteliales; Acytosteliaceae. The transcript has 9 exons. Gene Ontology annotation, molecular function: protein binding.
AUGGAUAUUAGAGGUUUAUUUAAUCAAAAAUACACUUUACGAUGUACAAUUUUAAACGAGAAUAGAAAAAAUAAAAAAAAAUUCUUUAAAUUAGAACAAUCAUUAAAUACUGCAGGCAAAGGACAUAUAAAUAUCUUAAAAUACUUGAUUGAAACUUAUGGAAAUCAUGAUGUAAAGAUCACUACGAAAUCGAUGAAUUGCGCUGCGAGCAAUGGUCAUCUCCAAGUCUUGAAAUGGAUGUAUCAGACUGGCGAUUCAACAGCUACCGUUUGUAAUCAUCUUGGUUUAGAUGCAGCCGCUGACAAUCGCAAAUUGGAAACGGUUCAAUUCCUCCUCGAAAUGAAGGUUAUUCCAAAUUUAGCAGCUGCACAUGCUGCACACAAUGGACAUCUCGAUAUCCUGAUCGCUCUAGAUCAGUUCAACCAUCUCCCCACUACUACUGUUGCUUUAGAUAAUGCAGCUGCGCGAGGACACAUGAAAAUUGUACGGUUCCUUCAUAGUAGACAAGCGAAAUGCACUACAAACGCCAUCAACUAUGCUGCCUACAAUGGACAUUAUCAAGUGGUUCACUUCCUAUUGGAGAAUAGAAGUGAAGGAUGCACACGGGAAGCAAUGGACCUGAGUUCUAUGCAUGGACAUUUGGAUAUUGUGAAGCUACUUCACGAACGAUCGGACAAAGGAUGCUCACAGUCAGCCGUAGAUCUUGCAGCUGGUAACUGUCAUUUCCAUGUGGUCCAAUUUCUCAUUGAAAAUCGUAAGGAAGGCUGUAGUGUCUAUGCUCUUUCUAAUGCAAUCAUAAUUGGUCAUUUACCAAUGUUUCAGUACCUCGCAGAGAAGACCGCAUUUCUCAAAGAUGAAGAAGUCGUUGAGCGACUGUAUGAAAUUGCAAAAUCACAUGAUAAAUUGGAAAUAGUUGAAUUUCUAAAGAAUAAUUUCACACAUUUACAAAGUCUGACUAUCAUUGCAAAAUUUAAUGAUCAAUCAAUAUACUAUAGAUAUAGAUUUGAAACCUAUUCUAUCAUUCAUUUUCUUCUCAAAUUUAUAACAGUAAGUGGUCAGUGGAGCAGAUGUCUUAUUCAAAGAUCCUUCCUAAAGAAUUCAAAAUGUCUUGAAUAUUUAUACAGAGUAUGCAACGUUAGAUUAGAUAUCUAUGGUCAUCAAGAUUAUCAAGACAGAGGGUUCAGCGAUGCCAAUGAAAGUACAGUAGGAGACGGGCCUGCUACACAAAGCCAAGGUGUGCUAUUGAGAUAUAUUUAUUAUCAACAACAACAACAACAACUACAACAACGACAACAACAACAUUUUGAAAUAUUAUCUAUUAGAUUAAUAACAAUAGAAAUUAUAAAAUGUAACGCAGAGACAAUAACAUUUAGAGCAGAUCUCCAAAUAUCAAUGACAAUUGUAAAUAGUGGUGAUCAAAAAUGUAUAUAG